This is a messenger RNA of Pipistrellus kuhlii (Kuhl's pipistrelle), 4545 nucleotides long. It is a transcript of the gene FGF9, whose product is annotated as fibroblast growth factor 9. Gene Ontology annotation, cellular component: cytoplasm. The transcript is spliced from 3 exons. Gene Ontology annotation, biological process: lung development; positive regulation of epithelial cell proliferation; cell differentiation. Gene Ontology annotation, molecular function: fibroblast growth factor receptor binding; growth factor activity. The coding region runs from base 1294 to 1920 and encodes 208 amino acids. The record is from RefSeq and is a predicted model, not a curated record. NCBI's taxonomy places the organism in Eukaryota, Metazoa, Chordata, Mammalia, Chiroptera, Vespertilionidae.
GAGGUUGGGGUCUCGUCCGCUCGCUCGUCUCACCUGCAUUAGUUUGCCUGGCAGAAGAAUGAAGGAGAAACUGUUAUGUCCAUUCAAUAUCAUUAAAUCAGCACCCUUCCCUCUAACUCUAGCAACUAAGUUGUAUUUUUCAUGUAACAUUAGAGUCCAAGCGAAAUUACUUUCCCACUCCUGCCUGAACCUUCAUCACUGCGCCGAGCCAGGUUUCGGGGUCCGGGCUCCAGUUCCGCAGGAGAACUUGGGAGUCUCAGGAUUUGCAUCCCCUGCCUCUCUCUGGGCGUCUUUGUAACGCGGGGUGGUCCCGGGUGGUCGCGCCCGGCUGGCCGCGCCGGGCCUGCCGCUGCGCCAGCCGCUGUGCGUUGGAAAGGGCAGGCGCUAGGACCACGGGACGCGCGGGCAGCACGGCGCUACCUUAAACCCGGCCCAAUGCCGCCCUGCGCCACUCUGCGCGCCGGCCGGGCUGCGCAGGAGGAGCGCUCCGCCCGUCACCAGGCUGGAGCCCGCGCGGCAACACCUGUUCGCGGCCGCAGGGCGCACGCGAUCUGCGGACACCGCUCUCUCGCUCGCCUCUGGCCGACUGCGCUGAACCAAUGGACCUCCGCCGAGCCGCCGCAAGAUUCCGGAUUCCAGCUUUGGACGCCUAAAGUUUUUGUUUUUUGUUUUAUUAUAUUAUUAUUAUUGCCUUUUUUUUGGAGGGGGGAUCGGGAAGGGAGAGUCUUCAGCGCCACCAACGUGAGAUUCCACCCCCCACCCCACCCCCGCCCUGGAAGGAUUCCUGCUGAUGUCUGCAUAGUCGGUUAGAGUAAAAACGGCGCAUGCCUUUCCCGGAGUCAGGACCCGUGGAUUCUGACGUAGCCAGUGCAUCUUAAAAUCCUAUAAUAACGCCUAGGCAUUGAAGUUGCCAUGGCCAUUCCGAUCUGGAACCAAAUGGAGAAACUACGAAAUUCCCCCCGUACGACCGCCGGCUGAGAUGCAGACCUUCCUGCCUUCUAGGAGCCGGGGCUCUGCCCAUAGAGAUGCAUAGAUGUGUUUAUCAGUGUGUCGGCGUGUGAGUAUACAACGCUGGUUUCUUUAGGCUAUUAGUGGUUUGACCUUGAACCUGUACCAGUGAAACGGCAGAUUACUUUUAUUUAUGCAUUUCAUGGAUUGAAGAAAAUAACGUAUUUUUUUUCCCCUCUCUGCAACCGCAGUAAGGGAGGGGAGUUGAAUAUACCUCGCCUAAGAUUUCCCGGGUUGGCACCAUCAUUAUUGUUUAUCCCUGUGCUCCAACAGCCCAGCCUUCUGAUGGCUCCCUUAGGUGAAGUUGGGAACUAUUUCGGUGUGCAGGAUGCAGUACCGUUUGGAAAUGUGCCGGUGUUGCCGGUGGACAGCCCGGUUUUGCUAAGUGACCACCUGGGUCAGUCCGAAGCAGGGGGGCUUCCCCGGGGACCGGCAGUCACGGAUUUGGAUCACUUAAAGGGGAUUCUCAGGCGAAGGCAGCUCUACUGCAGGACUGGAUUUCACUUGGAAAUCUUCCCCAAUGGUACUAUCCAGGGAACCAGGAAAGACCACAGCCGAUUCGGCAUUCUGGAAUUUAUCAGUAUAGCCGUGGGCCUUGUCAGCAUUCGAGGCGUGGACAGUGGACUCUACCUCGGCAUGAAUGAGAAGGGGGAGCUGUACGGAUCAGAAAAACUAACCCAAGAGUGUGUAUUCAGAGAACAGUUUGAAGAAAACUGGUAUAAUACGUACUCUUCGAAUCUCUAUAAACAUGUGGACACUGGAAGGCGAUACUAUGUUGCAUUAAAUAAAGAUGGGACCCCAAGAGAAGGAACGAGGACUAAACGGCACCAGAAAUUCACACAUUUUUUACCAAGACCAGUGGACCCCGACAAAGUACCUGAACUAUAUAAGGAUAUUCUCAGCCAAAGUUGACAAAGACCAUUUCUUCACUUGAGCCCUUAAAAAAGUAACCACUAUAAAGGUUCCGUGCAGUGGGUUCUUAUUGAUUAGCUGUGUCAUCACAUCUGCUCCACUGUUGCCAAACUUUGUCGCAUGUAUACCGUAGGAUGGAGGCUUGGAUGGGGAUGUGCUGAUUUUGUGUUGCACUUACAGGCCUGUCCUCUGGGAGGCCUGCCUGUGCCCACUUGAUUUAUUGUGAGAAGAGACAAGGGUGUAUGUAUAUUAGUGUAUGUAUGUGUGAAUGUGAGUGGAUGAGCAGCAGGAAAUCAAAGACAGGAGCAAAGUAGAAGAUGGUAGCCUGAUGCAUGCUGGGGAAUAGACACACUUUCACAUGUCCAAUCAGUUGUCCUUCAGCUGGUAUCAACACAGCUGCCACACUUUGAAUCAUGGGACCUUGGCUGGUCGCCUGCUUAAGGGUACACUGCAUUUUCAAAGGCAUGGAGGGUGCAUUCUUACUUAAGAGACCUUUUCAGUUAAUUCUCACUGGUGCCAUCCCAGUGAAUUUAAAGCAAAGAUCUCUUAGUAAAAAAAAAAAAAAAAAAAAAAAAAAAGUUAAAUUUAUUUAUAGAAAUUCCAAAGGCAACAUUUUAUUUAUUUUAUAUAUUUAUUUAUUAUAUAGAGUUUAUUUUUAAUGAAAUAUGUACAGGCCAGAUAGGCAUUUUGGAAGCUUAGGCUCUAUAAGCAUUAAAUGAGAAAGUCUGCUAUGAACCUGUGGUGAAUUCAUGCAAGUGGAUAUAACUUUGCAUGGAUAUGAGAAAUUCUGAUGACCCUUAAUGUACUGAAGGUGACAAUCUCUUUUGUGCCCGUAUUAUUGUAAACUUAUGCACAUCAUUCAUGACACUGAGUAUUCACUCUUCAGAAUGCUUGUUUCAUAGCUUAUCCCAGAGGAUUAAAGAUAAACUGGGUCUCAAACUUUUAUUCUGUGUCUGUACUAUUUACUCUCUCAUAAGUGACUGACGCCAUCCUUGUAAUGUCACAGUUGGAAAAUGAGGGUCAGUAUAUAUCCGAUUCGUUAAAAUCUAUUGCAGAAUGUACCAAAGCUAAGCAGUAGCCAUGCUUUUAUAUUAGAUGGUCUCUAGAACAACGGGAUGAACAUCAGACAUUGUACUGAUUUAGAGUUCUCAAAAAGAAAAAAGAAAAAAAAGCUUACAUAGCACAGAUUAUUUUUUAAAGGGACACCUGAACCAGAUUAGUAGGAUCAUUCUUGUAAACGUUUUAUUUGUACAUUUGGUUAUCAAAUAUGAAAUUAUACAAGUACCAUAGAGGUCAUUGUAACAUCUUUCAUGGAAAAUUGAUUUUGGUGUGAACUGUCAUAAUACAUGGUAAUAGAACUUCAAGUAAAACUUGCAAAUGAAACUAUUAAAUCUUUACUAAUAAUUGACAAUGAGGGGGAAGUAUUAUACUUGUUGACUUGUUUUGUUUUUAAAAAGGUCUUCAUAAGCACUCAAUUUUUUUUUAAAGGGAAGGUUACUAUAUAGAAUAUCUUUUACAAGGCUUUUAUAACAUUUUAUGCUGAAAAGCAUAAGAAUACGUAUUUAUUUAGUAGCAAUAACUUUGGAACUUGCCCUUGGGCAAGGGGACUAUUCCUUACUAUAUCUAAGGAGAAAAGAGCCAAAUUUUUAAAGCAAUAUUUAAGAAAAAGGAGUUUAUAACAAAUUCCCAUACCAUAGAGAACAGUUUUUAGUCAGUUAUGUUGGGAAAUUAAAAGUGACAAUUAAAAAAUGUGUUGGGAUUUAUGUAGCUAAUUUUAAAAUUUAAUACUCCAACUUUGUUUUGUUGUGAUACAUAUUCUCUAUUAAAAAUAAAAAAAAAGGUAUGUCACUGGUGAGUUAAAGCUGUUUUGAAGUAGAAGCCCAUGACUUAUAGCCGUGAACAUAUGUGGCCCUUCUAAGGUCCGAGCUGGAGCACACAGAAGAGUCCUCCUGAUGAUAGGCAUUAAGGAAAAACGAAGUCUAACCUUUGGAAUUAAGAAAUAUUUUGGAGAUGGGGGACUGGAGCAAUGUAAGAUAGUUGAUUUAUGAUAAAGGUCAGAACAUUCUCUUCAUUUAGUUUCUUUUUCUUUUUUUCUUUUUUUUUUUUUUUAACUUUCUAAAGAGAAACUGUAUUUAAUCCCAAGAUGUAGUAGUCUUAUUUAUUACUUAACUCUUUGCUGCUGUUAAAAUGUGCACAUAUUCAGGCUUUAGUUUUUCCAAAAGACAUUUAAUAUUUUUACUGAGAAACAUUAAACAUCUAACCACAGGGAUGAAUCAAAUUUGUAGGAUGUUAUAGGUACAAUAUUUAGCACUGAAAAAAAUUGAUUUUAGGUGAUAACCAAAAGUAAUCUUAAAGUAGCAUGAGGUACAAUUAGGCCAAAAUAAAGAAAACAGUUUGUGAAAAAGACUAAAAGCUCCAUGCAUUCCUAGAAAAAUGCUACUUUAAUGUCUACAUUUGGAGUUACUUUGUUUUGGUACCUUUUUUUAAAAAAAAAAAAAAAAAAAAGAGAGAAAAAUUGUUUUUUUUUGUUUUUGUUUUUUUGUUUUUGUUUUUUUGUUUUUGCUUUUGGCAACGGAUACAAUAAACUGUAAUGGUCUGUAAAUAAAUAAAUAUUGACUUAUGCAA